Messenger RNA from Plenodomus lingam JN3, 1431 nucleotides. RefSeq names its product NADH:ubiquinone oxidoreductase 49kD subunit (gene NUO49). NCBI's taxonomy places the organism in Eukaryota, Fungi, Ascomycota, Dothideomycetes, Pleosporales, Leptosphaeriaceae. The record is from RefSeq and is a predicted model, not a curated record. Gene Ontology annotation, biological process: mitochondrial electron transport, NADH to ubiquinone. Gene Ontology annotation, molecular function: quinone binding; NAD binding; oxidoreductase activity, acting on NAD(P)H.
AUGCCCGUCUCCUUUGCGCGUCUGGCCGGCCACACGGCAAAGCGCCUGUGUGUGAACGCCUCCCGACCCCAGCUCCGCACUGCACUCCCUUCCCGGCCCAUUGCGCGCUGCUUAUCCACCUCGCUGCCUCGCAGAUAUGCCGCCGUCGAUGAGAGCCAAAGGACUCGCCUGGUGCCUACGGACGAACACUUUUCAGGCCCCGUGGAUCCCGAACUGCCCAACGCCGAGAACGCUGCAGAGGAAGCGGACAGUAUCGACUCGAGGAAGAUCCGGCAUUACACGGUCAACUUUGGCCCCCAGCAUCCUGCCGCCCACGGUGUGCUGCGGUUGAUUCUGGAGCUCAAUGGCGAGGAGAUUGUGCGCGCCGACCCCCACGUUGGCCUGCUGCAUCGCGGCACUGAGAAGCUCAUCGAGUACCGGACGUACCUGCAGGCCCUGCCCUACUUCGACCGCCUCGACUACGUCUCCAUGAUGACCAAUGAGCAGUGCUUCUCGCUUGCCGUCGAGAAGCUACUCAAUAUUGAAAUCCCCAUCCGCGCCAAGUACAUUAGGACCAUGUUCGCCGAAAUCACUCGAAUUCUCAACCAUCUCAUGUCAGUCUUGUCUCACGCCAUGGAUGUCGGUGCUCUUACACCUUUCCUGUGGGGCUUUGAGGAGCGUGAGAAGCUCAUGGAAUUCUACGAGCGUGUUUCCGGUGCCCGUCUCCAUGCAGCCUACGUUCGCCCUGGCGGAGUAUCGCAGGACCUGCCACUCGGUCUCCUGGAUGACAUCUACCAGUGGGCUACCCAAUUUGGUGACCGCAUCGACGAGACCGAGGAGAUGUUGACAGACAACCGCAUCUGGCUUGGUCGCACAAAGGGCAUUGGUGUCGUCUCGGCAGCCGACGCCAUCAACUACUCCUUCACUGGUGUCAUGCUCCGAGGCUCCGGCGUGCCAUGGGACGUACGAAAGUCGCAGCCAUACGAUGCCUACGACCAAGUCGAGUUUGAUGUCCCUGUAGGUGUCAACGGUGACUGCUAUGAUCGUUACCUCUGCCGCAUGGAGGAGUUCCGUCAGUCUCUGCGUAUUAUCCACCAGUGCUUGAACCAAAUGCCUGCCGGGCCUGUCAAGGUUGAGGACUACAAGAUUGCGCCCCCGCCCCGUGCCGCCAUGAAGGAGAACAUGGAGGCUCUCAUCCAUCACUUCUUGCUCUACAGCAAGGGCUACAAUGUCCCCCCUGGCGAGACUUAUACCUGCAUCGAGGCACCCAAGGGAGAAAUGGGUGUCUUCCUCGUCUCAGACGGUAGCGAGAGACCAUAUAGGUGCAAGAUUAGGGCACCUGGAUUCGCACAUUUGUCCUGCAUGGACCAGAUCUCAAGAGGACACUUGAUUGCUGAUGCUGUGGCUAUCAUUGGCACCCUUGAUCUUGUGUUUGGCGAGGUGGACCGGUAG